Molecule: messenger RNA, 1656 nt
Organism: Coccomyxa subellipsoidea C-169
Lineage: Eukaryota; Viridiplantae; Chlorophyta; Trebouxiophyceae; Coccomyxaceae
Exons: 6
Coding region: 1-1656 (551 amino acids)
Molecular function (GO): protein binding
Source: RefSeq, a predicted model, not a curated record
AUGGACACUACACAGGCCCUAGACUGGGGCCCCGAGGACAUUGCCGACGAUGAACAAGAAGAAGCUAUCCAGGUUGGGAGCCUCAGAAUGUCGUAUCCCGAAGGGCAGUCAGAGCUGCAUCCACUUCACACAGGGCAAAACAUUGUGGGGCGUCGCGGCAGUCAGCCCCAAAAGGACGAUGAGCGGCUCGAACGGUGGCGCGGGGAAUACAGUAGAAAUGGCACUGUGAGCGAUGUCGAGAAGGGAGGGGAGCUGUGUUUUGUCAAGGACAUGAACAGCAAAAACAAGACGUUCCUAGAGCGGGGAAGCAGCCUGUUGAGGCUGCAAUCGGGGGACCGAUAUUCCAUCAACAACGGGGACACGCUCAGAUUUGGCAAUGUCAGCUGCCAAAUGGAUGUGGACCAAGCUGCUGCCGCGCUGAAUGCCCAGGCGUACAUGAGCAUCGGUGAUGCGAUGGAAGAAGAGGGCGGGGAGGGGGCAGCGGCGGCGGAGGCCGGGGCGGCGGCGGCGGUCGGCGAGGAAGCUGCAGGAAGCCGCGGUGUAGCUGCCGAGCAGGUGCGGCGCCCCUCCCGCCCGCUGCCCCCGCAUGCCGCCCCGCGGCCCCCCUCCAUACCCCCCGCUCCCACCACCGCCCACCACCGCAGUCCCCCUGAUCUCCACCGCCAGUCCCCCACCCAAGCCUGGACCGCCUUCCAAGACAGCGCAGCCGCCGCCCCUCAGCGUUCCCACAGCGCAUUAAUUCCCCCUGUCAGCGCUCUGUCAGAGGGCAUUCCUCGCCCCGCGCGCUCGGCGAACAAAGGGUUAUCAAUCGACUCGGUGUCGCCGUUUUCGGCCUUCGCUGGAGGGGACGCCCCCGGGGACGACCCGAGCCAAAACUGGCCGCAGCCGCGCCCUGGCCUCGCGGCGUUGACUCCCUCGCCCUUCGGCGCCGCUGCUGCGCGGCAGCCGUCGAUGCAGCGCGCGGGCUCGAUACAGAAAGUUGGUUCGCUCCACGACUGGGCCGCCUUCCGUCGCAGCUCCGCCGAGCGGCUGCCGAGCCUGCAGGACUGGAUCAUGCCGAAUCUCGGUUCCAGCCCGGUCUCCCAACGUUGUUCCCUCCCCUUCGAUGCGCCGAUCCCGGAGGCGUUCGUGCCGACCGACGCCGCGCUUGGCUCGAGCCUCUUCUGUUCCGAGGCGCUGCCGCAGCCCAAGCUCGCGCUCAGCCGGCCCAAGGGCAUUCCCCCGAGCCGCCACCCGCUGCACCGCGCAAAUUUAAUGCCAAACAACGAGAGCAGCGCCGACGAGUUGUCGGUGCCGGGCACGUCGCCGGGCCCGGCGUGGCAGCUGCGCGCGCCGCGGUCGCCGGCGCGCGGCGAGUCCGGCCGGCCCCAGCACGCAGCGCGCUCGCCGCCGGCCGGCGCCGGCCGCGCCGCCUCGGCCUCGCCCAAGCGCGUGCGCAGCUCUGAGGAGUCGGAGGGUAUCUUCGUCGGCUCCUUUGACGACGAGGCGCAGCCGCAGAAGUCCCCCCGGCUCUGCCGGCAGCUGCCGGUGGCGCGCGCCGGCUCGCCGUCUCGCGGCGAGGCCGAUGCCGGCCCCGGCUUUGCGGAUUUCCACGCCGUGAUGGACUCGCUCUGGGGCAACAAGGGGGUGCAGCCUGAGAGCACGCCGGUGGGCUGA